Molecule: messenger RNA, 432 nt
Organism: Solanum tuberosum (potato)
Lineage: Eukaryota; Viridiplantae; Streptophyta; Magnoliopsida; Solanales; Solanaceae
Product: pre-mRNA-splicing factor cwc22-like
Exons: 2
Biological process (GO): mRNA splicing, via spliceosome
Cellular component (GO): catalytic step 2 spliceosome
Molecular function (GO): RNA binding
Source: RefSeq, a predicted model, not a curated record
UAUUAGAUCCCUUACAUGCAUCCUACUCAGGGUUACCAAGCUGUGCGUCCAGAACUUGACCUUGUUGAGCAGGAAGAUCAACUAACACAUGAAGUCUCUCUCUCAGAUACAAUAGAUCCAGAAAUUACUUUAGAUAUUUUCAAGCCGGAUCCUAAUUUCCUAGAGAACGAAAGAAAGUAUGAAGAAUUAAAGAAGGCAAUACUUGGUGAAGAAUCUGAGGAAGGAGAUUCUGAUGCGGAAUCAGAGGAUGAAGAUGACAAUGAAGAUGAAGAGUCUGAAGAAGAAGAUGAGGAGCAAAUGCAAAUAAAGGACGAAACAGAGACAAACUUAAUCAACCUUCGGAGAACGAUCUACUUUACUAUUAUGUCUAGCGUUGACUUUGAAGAAGCAGGGCAUAAGCUGUUGAAAAUCAAACUAGAGCCUGGUCAGGAG